This is a messenger RNA of Nilaparvata lugens (brown planthopper), 2085 nucleotides long. Its product is annotated as mitochondrial-processing peptidase subunit alpha. Lineage: Eukaryota; Metazoa; Arthropoda; Insecta; Hemiptera; Delphacidae. Bases 373 to 1992 code for a protein of 539 amino acids. Gene Ontology annotation, molecular function: metalloendopeptidase activity; metal ion binding. The transcript has 12 exons. The record is from RefSeq and is a predicted model, not a curated record. Gene Ontology annotation, cellular component: mitochondrion.
AGUUGAAUCGAUGGCCGGCGAUGGCAUCCCUGUUUAUAAAUUCUGAUAAAUUCCUCUCAAUUAUUUAUAAUUCUACUUAUACUUAGAUUAUUUUCAAUAAAUUGAUGCUCCAAUAAAAUUAAAAUAAUAUUAUUGAGAAUCCUACCAAAUUUAUAAUUAAUUAUUGAUUUUUUAUAUUCUCAUGUUUAGCCUUGAGGUGUUGAAAACCUAACCUCAAUUUUCUGUUCAGCUGAUGGCUUCUCAAUUUUGCUGAACGUUCAACACUUAACAUUGUUAUAAAUUUGUUAUUAUAAAUUACUAAUAAAGCAUGACGUUAAAUUAACAAAAAUAUAUUUAGAUUGAUGAAAUAAUUGUUUUGUUGCGGUGUAAACGAUGGCUUGUCGCAUCUCACUCAACAAUGCCAGUGUGUUUAGCAAGCAAUGUCUGAAACAACAAUGGAAGAGCUUCUCGUCGCAGUCGGCGUCGCAGGGAGGGGGCGGUGUUGCCAAGUCGGGCACAGCCUUCAGCCAGCCGCCACUCAGCAAGCCGCUAGCGGGUCUGCCGCGACCCGUCUUCUCAACAGCAAAGGAUGACGGCGAGUCGACACGCGUGACAACACUGCCUAGCGGGCUAAGGGUGGCCUCCGAGAACCGGUUUGGACAGUUUUGUACGGUUGGAGUGGUCAUAGACUCUGGAUCAAGAUUUGAAGUGUCCUAUCCAAGCGGAAUCUCUCAUUUUCUGGAGAAAUUAGCUUUCAACUCCACAAAACAGUAUGAUAACAAGGAAAUUUUCCAAGUUUUGGAGAAGCAUGGUGGAAUCUGUGAUUGCCAAUCCUCAAGGGACACCUUAGUUUAUGCAGCAUCAGCUGACAGUCGAGGAUUUGAUGCUAUUGUCAACAUUCUGGCUGAAGUUGUAUACAGGCCUCAGGUCACAGUUGAAGAGGUGGAGAAUGUAAGACAAACAAUACGAUUUGAAUUGGAGACGUUGAUGACGAGACCUGAACAAGAAGCCAUUCUCACCGAUAUGAUUCAUGCGGCAGCCUACAGAAGCAACACACUAGGUCUGCCCAAGAUCUGCCCCGAGGCGAAUGUUCCAGUCAUAGACAGAGGCACACUUCUCACAUACAUGCGUAAUCAUCACACGCCCGCACGCACAGUCAUUGCCGGUGUUGGCAUAGAGCAUGAGGCUCUUGUCGAGUCUGUACACAGGCAUUUCGAGGAGAAUAAGCCAAUCUGGGAGACUGAUGUGGAUUUGAGCGAACUGAAGCAGUCAGAACGUCUGAAGGCCGACAAUUCCAUAGCACAGUACACCGGAGGCUUGGUCAAGGAAGAAUGUGAGAUCCCACAGUACGUGGGCCCAUCAGGGUUGCCAGAGCUGGCCCACGUUGUGGUGGGUAUGGAGGGUGUCUCCCACCAGGACCCUGACUUUGUGCCCAUCUGUGUGCUCAACAUGAUGAUGGGUGGCGGUGGGUCCUUCAGUGCUGGAGGUCCUGGCAAGGGCAUGUACACGAGGCUCUACACCAAUGUAUUAAACAGGUAUCACUGGAUGUUCAGUGCAACAGCGUACAACCACUCUUACACCGACAGCGGAGUGUUCUGCAUUCACGCCAGUGCGCCGCCACCUUAUGUCAGGGACAUGACCGAAGUCCUACUCAAGGAAUUUGCAUCCAUGUCACACUCUGUGUCUGACAUUGAACUCAGGCGAGCCAAGACCCAACUGCAGUCUAUGCUGUUGAUGAAUCUGGAAGCUCGGCCAGUUGUGUUUGAGGAUAUAGCCAGGCAGGUGUUGGCUACAGGUCACCGCAAGCAUCCAAGUGUAUUCAUUCAGGCAAUUGAAUCAGUGACAGCCGCAGACAUAGACCGUGUCACGCAGCGUCUACUCCGCAGCCAGCCUGCGGUUGCCGCAAGGGGCGCUGUUCAAAAACUGCCAACUCUGCAAGAUAUCCAGGCGACGCUCAUUGAUUCCGGAUCGGCUCUCAACCAACGCCGCAGUCGGCUUUUCACACCCAAGUGAACUGUGUCAACGGACUCUGUUUAGUGCAAUGCAAUCUGUACUCUCUUUAACGUUUAACGCCCUUUCAAAAAUAAAUAUACUGUUACUGCCACA